This is a messenger RNA of Acanthoscelides obtectus, 243 nucleotides long. The record is from the annotation of a GenBank genome assembly. Lineage: Eukaryota; Metazoa; Arthropoda; Insecta; Coleoptera; Chrysomelidae.
AUGAAGUUUUUUGUAAGCAACGUUAGACCAAAUGAAGACCAUAAAUGUCUAUUAAUCUUAGACAAUCAUGCUUCUCAUAGGUCUAUUGAUGUCCUUGAUUAUGCCUCUCAGAAUGAUGUCAUCAUUUUGUCGGUUCCAGCCCACACGACACAACGCGUUACGUUGUUUGAUGUAGGCAAAAUUUUUAAUAAUGCCUACCUUAAAGCUGCAACACCAACAAACGCUAUAAAAGGUCCGUAUUAA